Fusarium mangiferae is the source of this 1719-nucleotide messenger RNA. RefSeq names its product putative histone acetyltransferase. Gene Ontology annotation, molecular function: iron-sulfur cluster binding; acyltransferase activity, transferring groups other than amino-acyl groups. Lineage: Eukaryota; Fungi; Ascomycota; Sordariomycetes; Hypocreales; Nectriaceae. The record is from RefSeq and is a predicted model, not a curated record. Gene Ontology annotation, cellular component: cytoplasm; elongator holoenzyme complex; nucleus. The transcript has a single exon. Gene Ontology annotation, biological process: tRNA wobble base 5-methoxycarbonylmethyl-2-thiouridinylation. The coding region runs from base 1 to 1719 and encodes 572 amino acids.
AUGGCCACGGCCACCAUGACCGUGACGGCUGCGCCGAUCAAGAAGAAGCCCGACAUGGCUCCCGAGAGCGAGCGCUUCCUGCGAUGCUGCGCCGACGUCGCAAAUGCUCUCAUCGAGGACCACGAAGCCAGUAAGGCUGGUCGGGCCACACGCGAUAUCAACCUCAACUCCCUGCGAAACAAACUCGCCAAGAAGCACAAGCUCCAGAACAUCCCACCUUUGACCGCCAUCAUCGCUUCCAUUCCCGAACACUACAAGAAAUACAUCCUUCCAAAGCUCAUUGCGAAGCCCAUUCGAACGUCUUCUGGUAUCGCUGUUGUCGCUGUCAUGUGCAAGCCCCAUCGAUGUCCCCAUAUCGCUUAUACCGGCAACAUUUGUGUUUAUUGCCCUGGAGGUCCUGAUUCCGACUUCGAGUACAGCACACAGUCUUAUACUGGCUACGAACCUACCUCGAUGCGAGCGAUUCGUGCACGAUACGAUCCUUUCGAGCAGGCUCGAGGACGUGUUGAUCAGCUCAAGUCUCUUGGCCACUCUGUCGACAAGGUUGAGUACAUCAUCAUGGGAGGAACCUUCAUGUCUCUUGCUGAGUCAUACCGCGAGGAGUUUAUUGCACAGCUUCACAAUGCUCUUAGUGGAUACCAAACGACCAAUGUUGAUGAGGCCGUGGAGGCUGGCGAGAUGAGCAACAUCAAGUGUGUCGGAAUUACAAUCGAGACACGACCUGAUUAUUGUCUGCAGCCUCAUCUUUCCGACAUGUUGCGAUAUGGCUGCACACGACUUGAGGUUGGAGUGCAAUCACUGUACGAGGAUGUCGCGCGAGACUCCAACCGAGGCCACACGGUUGCCGCAGUCGCCGAGACUUUCUGUCUUGCAAAGGAUGCAGGUUACAAGGUGGUCAGCCACAUGAUGCCUGAUUUGCCAAACGUCGGCAUGGAGCGCGAUAUCGACCAGUUCAGGGAAUACUUUGAGAAUCCUGCUUUCCGAACCGACGGCCUCAAGAUUUAUCCUACCCUGGUCAUUCGAGGUACAGGUCUGUACGAACUGUGGAGGACAGGGCGAUACCAGAAUUACACUCCCAACGGCUUGAUCGACCUCAUCGCAAGAAUAAUGGCUCUUAUUCCUCCUUGGACUCGUAUCUACCGUGUUCAGCGUGAUAUUCCCAUGCCCCUGGUCACUUCUGGAGUUGAGAAUGGUAACCUACGCGAACUGGCGCUCGCUCGAAUGAAGGACUUUGGAACAACCUGCCGAGAUGUACGGACACGAGAGGUUGGAGUGAACGAGAUCAAGAACAAGAUUCGACCUAACCAGAUUGAGCUGGUUCGACGAGAUUACGUCGCCAACGGCGGUUGGGAGACUUUCCUUGCCUACGAGGACCCCAAGCAAGAUAUCCUCGUUGCUCUGCUUCGAUUGCGAAAGUGUACCGAGAAGUACACCUACCGAGAAGAGCUUACAGGCCAGCCUACAAGUAUGGUGCGAGAGCUUCACGUUUACGGCACAGCUGUACCAGUUCACGCUCGCGAUCCCCGCAAGUUCCAGCACCAGGGUUUCGGUACCCUUCUGAUGGAGGAGGCUGAGAGGAUUGCGAUUGAGGAGCACGGCAGCGACAAGAUCAGUGUUAUUUCCGGUGUUGGAGUGAGAAGCUACUACAAGAAGCUUGGCUUCUGGUUGGAUGGUCCUUACAUGAGCAAGUGGCUGGACGGACGUGAGCAGCCUGAGUAA